AUGGCAACAUCACUGGUCCUUAGGCUCUUCACUGAGCACCACUCACUAACAAGUGUUUCAGUUAAUAAGCAAGUUGGUUCUUACCCUGGACUUUGGAUGCCACGUGAUCUCUGCUGGCCCUGUGGUGAGGGAAACUUUUUUAAGGACAGAAGUGAAACCCAUACUUUAUGCUCAACUAUAGAAGGCAAUCAUGGUGAAACUCUAUCUGCUCCAAACUGGAACUUGAAAUAUGGCAACAGCAGUGUGGAAGAAAAAUUAACUGAUGAAAGUGAUAUAUCAGAAAACGAGAAAGCAAAUGAUACUUUGCUCAGCUAUUUUAAAAAGAUGGACCUGAACUUAAAACCAGAAACAGUAGAAACUGUUGAAGAAUUUUUCACUGAGGAACUAAGUGAAGUAUUUCCAUAUGCUGAUUUCCUUCCUUCUCCUUUCAGCACUCUGGACUUGCCCAAACUAGUGCCCUCGAAAUCUGAAAAUUGGAAAGCCACAAUGGGACCUGCAGAAGGCUCUAAGGAACAGAUAACUCGUUUAAUGGAAAUGGAAAGAUUACAGCAUACGACUAUGCAAAGAGAGAGGCCAAGACUGCAAAGUACCUUCUGUACUCCAGCAGUUACCGAGGGACCCUCUUCCUCCAAAGCAGUACCCAAAAUUAGACAGCCAAAACUUUCUGACUUUGUCUUCAGACGACUUGGGUAGAUAAAAGUCGUGAAAAAGACGAACAAUUCUGGUUCUUGUAUGCUGGAACAAAAUGCUUCAAAAUGGAAUUGGAGCAAUGGCGGCAAAUAUAAAUGGAAUUCUAGACCAUCAUUUCUUAAAAGUUCAUCCACAGCAAAACAAUUGAUUGCAACCUAUGAUGAUGUUCUAUUCACUGAUCCAAGGUUAUGUUUCUAA
Manis javanica (Malayan pangolin) is the source of this 888-nucleotide messenger RNA. The record is from RefSeq and is a predicted model, not a curated record. Lineage: Eukaryota; Metazoa; Chordata; Mammalia; Pholidota; Manidae.